Mugil cephalus (flathead mullet) is the source of this 3008-nucleotide messenger RNA. It is a transcript of the gene gde1, whose product is annotated as glycerophosphodiester phosphodiesterase 1. Bases 301 to 1305 code for a protein of 334 amino acids. The transcript is spliced from 6 exons. Gene Ontology annotation, biological process: lipid metabolic process. Gene Ontology annotation, molecular function: phosphoric diester hydrolase activity. The record is from RefSeq and is a predicted model, not a curated record. NCBI's taxonomy places the organism in Eukaryota, Metazoa, Chordata, Actinopteri, Mugiliformes, Mugilidae.
CCAUAGACCUGUUAAUGGAGUAUUUAUUAUUUUAGAUAGACCGCUAUGUCAGUAUGCUAAUAAAUGUUUAAGGAGCAGAACAAAAUAACCGAACUUAGAAUAACGCGUGUACUUUAGCUUUAAACGCCGUGAACGUUAAAUGUCAGACCAGUCGCGGACACCGUCCAGGUAUUAAUGUUGUAAAUAAUCAGGGUGGACCUUAGUCCUUGAAUGGCGUUGGGAGAGAAACUUGGCAGGAUUUUAAAGUGACAGCUUCAACUUCGUCCUCACACGCAAGAAGUCCGGACCAGGAGGGAAAGAAUGUUGCAGCUGGGGGAUGAGGUCACCCUCUACUCUGUUGUCUUCGUGGUGGUCCUGCUGGGGACCCGGAGCCCGUUGUGGACAUCCGUCCUCACCGCCUCCCUCUACGUCUUUCUGACCAUGUUCCGGUUCCCCCAGGUGCCUGCCAGCCGAGCGCGGCAGGUGCUGCACCCGGCCAAGGGCACGGUGGGCUCCGGCGAGGUGUCACUGGUGGCCCACCGGGGCGGCGGGCACGACGCACCGGAGAACACGAUAGCAGCCAUCCGGGAGGCCAGUAAGAACGGGGCGACUGGCGUGGAGCUGGACCUGGAGUUCUCAGCAGAUGGCGUCCCCAUACUGAUGCACGACGAGACCGUGGACCGGACUACGAGUGGAUCAGGGAAACUCAGCCAAUUGAGAUUUUCAGAGUUGGCUAAACUGGACGCAGCUGCUAAACAUCAACUCAGGGACAAGUUUGCUGGAGAGAAGAUCCCAACUCUGCAGGAAGCGGUGGAGGAAUGCAUCAGACUGCAGCUCACCAUCUACUUUGAUGUCAAAGGUCACCCUGAUGAGGCGGCCGCAGCUCUCAAAGAGUUGUACAAGAAACAUCCAGUCCUCUACAACAGCAGCAUCGUCUGCUCCUUUGAGCCUAAAGUCAUCUACAGGAUGAGGCAGAGUGACCCAGAGGUGGUCACAGCGUUGACCCACAGGCCCUGGAGCCUGAGUCGCUUAGGAGACGGCACCCCACGUUUCUCAUCGCCAUGGAAACACUGCUGGAUGACACUGAUGGACCUCCUGCUGGACUGGGCGCACCAUCACGUGCUGUGGAAGCUGUGCGGCAUCUCGGGCUUCCUGAUACAGAAGAACUUUGUGUCACUGGAAUACGUGCAGUACUGGGCCCAGAGGGGGGUGGAGGUCGUGGCCUGGACCGUCAACACAAACGUGGAGAAAGAGUAUUACCAGGAGCUGCUACAAGUCGGCUACAUCACAGACAGCCUGGUGGAAGACUGUGAGCCUCAUUACUGAGAAGCACACGCACACAGUUCACACACACGCACACAGUUCACACACACACACACACACGCGCGUCCCUCGUUACAAAGGAUUUUUCACUCACUUCUCGUCACUCAUUUAUGGCAUCAGGCGAGAAAACAAAUGCAACACCCUUUAUAUCCAAGCACAGAUUCAUUACAAUAAAGGCCCAGACACACCAGUACGACUUUUAGAGAACUACCAGCAAUGAAGGCUGACGGAGACGUCACCUCACAUCGCCUGUGUCUGGACCAAAAUGUUGAACUGGAGGAGAAAGCAUUUUUCUGGGAAACCAGAAGGGCUCCGGGAAAAGCGACAUGCUACCAUGCUGAUCAGCUGGUCUACAUUUUAGCUGGUUUGCUAGUCAGCCAGUCGCAGUCAUCUAUCUCACCACUCGUGCCACCUCUGAUUCAGUGUAAUAAAUCGCCUGAAAAGCUGCCGACAGGGGUCCAACAGUGAGGGCCGCUGACUCACGGCUCGGUGUGUCGUGACUUUAUGCUUGUGUCAGUCUGGGUGCCAUCCCUCCAUCCAUCCAUCCAUCCAUCCAUCCAUCCAUCCAUCCAUCCAUCCAUCCAUCCAUCCAUACAUACAUACAUACUUACAUACUUACAAGAGGCCAAGUAACAGGUUUUAUUCUCACUAAAUCACUUCAAUACUCUUGAUUGAUUAAAUGGGUUUAUAGACAUUUUGAUACAAUGUGUUGGUUACAUGCGUCUAUAAUAAACAUGUAUCAAAUGUACUGUAUUCACCAACUCAGGACUGAAAUGAAUGUGUUUUAUGUUUGUCUUGUUAAUUGUGUUAUCUGUCACUCAAGGCCUGUCAUGUCUGCCUGGAAGAUGAUUUAUCAAUGGAUGCUAAUUUAGAGAUGAUGGAAAUACAUGUACUGUACAAUUAAGAAAUGCGCAUAUGUAAUUAAAAAUUUGACAUAAUUAAAGAAAUGAUCGAUCGCACAUAAAUUUACUCAGGCAGACUGUUUGUUGGUGAUGUAGCCGACUGCACCUGUAGACCAGAUACCAGGUGAUCAAACUGUCAGAUUCUAUUGGGAGACGUAGUUGUUACUGUUAUUGUCUCACUCAUCUUGUUGAAGAUGAAGUCGCGUUACUGUAUAAUUUAAUAAUCUAGUACAGUAUGUGGCUUUUAGUGUGAGACAAGAACUGGUGGAAUGAGUAGAUUCACAUGCACACUAUUAUUCUCUUAUUAUUCAGAAUAUGAUUCCAUCAUAUAUGCAGUGGAUAUCAGCAGUUUUUAACACGUGUGGAAAAAAUCCCAUUGCCGUCCCUUUUCCAAAAGGAACGAAGCUCUGAAUGUUGGGUUCACGCUGUCGAACAUUUUUAUUUAUGUGUUUAGCUUUAUUAAUCAAAGUACAGACGCAGCAGCCAAACAGAAAAGCUGGGGGACUAUUCAUUUUCAGUAGCGUAAACAACCCUCCCUUUUCAGAAUGAAGGCGUAUGCUUUGUGUGUGAGAAUCUAUCUGCGUCUGUGGUGUAUAAUUAAGCUGUGCCAACAUGACUGUGUUCUAACUGGUGCAUCUGGGAGGAACACAGCUCCAAUGACACCUUCACGCAAUUAUUAGACACAUUUCUGGACUGAGGAGUGUCUGAAAGCUGGGUACUUUUUGAUUUGCUGCUCUUUGAGACAUUUAUCAGCUUCAUAUGCGUCUUAAAAUCAAUUAAAUAAAUCACAAAUACAAAACUGCA